AUGGGUCUCGAGGCGGUCAUGAUCGUGGUGGACAACAGCGAAAGCAGCAGGAACGGCGACUACACACCGACCCGGUACGAUGCGCAGAGCGACGCCGUCAAUAUCCUCUUCCAGAACGUCGUGCAGGCCAACCCGGAGUCAUCCGUCGGCCUGAUGAGCAUGGGCGGGAAGGGCCCCGAGGUGCUGGCCACCCUCACAACCGACCAGGGCCGUAUCCUCGAGGGUCUGCAUCAGACUAAGAAGAAGAUCCGCGGGAACGCUCAUGUGUCGACCGGUAUCCAAAUAGCUAGCCUCGCACUCAAGCACCGCCAAAACAAGUCCCAACGCGCGCGCAUCGUCGUCUUCGUCUGCUCCCCCAUCGAAGAGGGCGAGCGCGAACUAGUCGUUCUAGCCAAGAAAAUGAAGAAGUUCUCCAUCAGCGUCGACUUCGUUCUCUUCGGCGACAUCGACGAAGACAACCAAGCCAAGCUGGAGGCCUUCAACCGCGAGAUCAAAGGCACCACCGAGUCGUCCCACCUGGUCGUCAUCCCCCCCAGCUCCAAACUCCUCAGCGACCAGCUCAUCUCCACACCCAUCAUGCUCGGCGAGGGCGCGGCCGGUGCCGGCGGCGGUGCUGGUGGGCUAGGCGGCGAUGCCGGUGGUGCGGGUGGUGGUGGUGCUGGGGCUGGUGGUGGCGCGAGCGAGGACUUCCCGUUCGGUGUUGAUCCGACACAGGACCCGGAGCUGGCACUAGCGCUGCGUAUGAGUAUGGAGGAGGAGAAGGCGCGGCAGGAGAAGCGAGCGCGUGAGGAGGCUGAGGCGUCGGGCAAGUCGGGGCUGGAGAGCGUGCAGGAGGAGGGGGGCGAGUCGGCUGCGCUGCUGGAUAAGGACGGGCAGCCGGGCGGUAGCAAGAAGGAUGAUGAUAAGAUGGACACGUCGUAG
Messenger RNA from Dichotomopilus funicola, 921 nucleotides. RefSeq lists its product as uncharacterized. The transcript is spliced from 2 exons. Gene Ontology annotation, molecular function: polyubiquitin modification-dependent protein binding. Lineage: Eukaryota; Fungi; Ascomycota; Sordariomycetes; Sordariales; Chaetomiaceae. Gene Ontology annotation, cellular component: proteasome regulatory particle, base subcomplex; nucleus; cytosol. Gene Ontology annotation, biological process: proteasome-mediated ubiquitin-dependent protein catabolic process. The record is from RefSeq and is a predicted model, not a curated record. The coding region runs from base 1 to 921 and encodes 306 amino acids.